UGACGUAACAUACUAUUAUGAGAAGAGCCUAUUCUUUCCGACUGAAUAAUGUCUUCUGCUUAGUGAAAGUUUGAUUGUCAUCUCGUUGAAGAAAGAAAGUUUUAACUUACUUUUUACGUUAUAUAACGACAACAAGGAAAUGUUUCAUUUAAUCAUUUUUGUAAUAGGACUACCAGGUUUUCUACAUAGCCAGAAAAUAGGAAAUAAUCAAAAAGGAGGUUUUCCUGAUUAUGCGGUUCUGGGUCCAGGUCCUGUGCUACCGGAAUCUUCUCCGCAAUCUAGAGUUGAAAAAUGUGGUACUAUUUUGUUGGAUGAAUGCUUGAAGGACUUACAGACGUUUCUGAGACUCACUCAUCUACCUUUUACUUCCAAAAACAACGAACUAGACGAACUCUGCAGCCAAGCAAUCCAUGGCUAUAACUGUUCAGCAGAUGCCAUAACAUCAAAUUGCCUGAAAGGAAAAGAUAGCGAAAUCGUGCCUUUGUUCAUAGAUAUGGCUCAAUAUACUUUCUUAAUGAUGUGUGGUAACGGUUAUGACAGUCGAGGAUAUUUAGAAGAAGCUUUCCUCGAACAUUCGGAAUGUAUCCUUGAACACAAAUCCGAGAUGGAAUGCUGUGCUCAAGAGACACGGAUACCAGACUUGCCAAUUUUGAGAAUUCUUGAGCAAUCCAGCAAAAGCUUGCCCGAGAGACAGAUAUUAGCUUGCUGUCCAGUCGCUCGCUACAUGAAGUGUACCAACGAAGUGGUUAAUCGCUAUUGUGGUGAGGCGGCGGCCAACUUUACAAGUGAAUACAUAUUUCGAGCUUCAGGAGAACAACUUCAAGCAAUGUGCCAGAGAAUGCCUGGAUAUCCAAACACAGAGACAAAAAUGUGUCCUGAUCCAAUUCCAAAGUGUUCAGGGUCAUGGACAAUUUUACCAAAUUCUGUAUCAAUGGUCUUGUCUAUCUUAAUGAUGAAAUUCUAUCUCGUAUGUCUUAAAAUUCCUUAAUCUAUAGUAAAUGAACACAAUUUCUUAAGAAACGUCAACAAGUAAUAAAACUGAACUUUCGUGAGAAAUGAUUUUUAAAUAUUCAAUGCGUCUAUGUAAUACACUCGAAGAAAGUUCGAAUUAAACUUUUCAAAUUAUUACUACAACCCAGAUGUAAACACUUGGUUUCUAUGUAAUUAAUUUAUGAAGGAGAACUACAAAUAACCUUUCUGAUUAAAUUAAGCAAAUUUUACACCUAUUUUACAUUCGGCUGGAAUAAGCUGUCUAUUUUUCUACAUAAAUUAAUUAUUUAAAACAUAUAAAUUUCGUAUAAAUUUUUAUUCUUUAAAUUUGCUCUUCGAAAUAACACAUAAUUCUUUACUUUAAGAUGCAUUUGUAAACACAAACGGUGAUACUAAAUAAAAUGUUUUAAUAAUUUACCAAGAUUGGUCAAUAUCUAUUUUUCUAGUCUUUGUUCUUCGAUAAGUUUGAACGAUAGUCGUUUUAGGCGUGAAAAUUCUUCUGCUACAAUUUAGCUCGUAUGUAUGUAUAUUUCCGUCAAUUCUCACUGCAUAUUUACUAUAUUAAUUACAAUUUAUAAAUGUUAGUAUUUGCACUGAAUUUAAAUGAAAAUAAAGAAAUGUGCGAAAUAGAAUUGUUUACUUUAAAUGUAACAUCUAAAUUUAUCGAUAUUAUGAAUACAAUGUUUUCUUUUUCUUCCCAAUAAUUUCGUUUUUUAAAACACAUCUCAUUUUAAUUUUAAGAAGGGAUUUUACUCAAUUCAAAAAUUAAAGCAUAAUAUUAUUAUUUUUAUUAAUUUUCAUUUUAGUUCUUCACAUUCACAUUACUUCGAGCGGCACCUUCAGUGCAGUUUGAGAUUUGAAGUUAUUAACUUUAUAUUGAAUUAAAGAUUUUUACUAUUAAUUUGUUAUUUUAUAUUACUCAUAACUUCGCUACUAAUCAGAGAUCACAUAUUAUCCUAAUAUUUUACUAUUGUUUAAGUUACUAUGGAAUUUGAAUUUGUACAUAAUCACCACCUCGUAGGCUCAGGAGAAAUGCCUAUUAUCAAAUAUUUUAUUACGUAAUAUGUUCAAAAAGAUUUGAAGUCUGUCAUAAAAAUUGUUAAUUUUAUUAAUUUUAUCACGUUACGGACCACUAACUGCUCUUUAUAACAUCGAAAUUAUGUUUUUAAUUAGGCACUUAAAUGAGGUUGGAAUGCCUAUGUAUUAUAUUUGGAGAAUUGUUAUAUAUUUUUUAUUGUAUCUAGUCUGUCAUACAAAAUUUAAUACCUGUUGAUUCGUGUUUUGUUUACAUGUAAAAGUAUGAAAUUACUCUAUGACGUGUUAAAAUAAAAUUUAUUCUUUAA
Molecule: messenger RNA, 2333 nt
Organism: Stegodyphus dumicola
Lineage: Eukaryota; Metazoa; Arthropoda; Arachnida; Araneae; Eresidae
Source: RefSeq, a predicted model, not a curated record